AUGGCACCGCUGAUUCAACUCACCACUCUUUUUAUUCAGUUUUGUUAUUACACCACCAUCGCACACGGAGUCUCUUCCAAUGCAACCACCUUCCUCAUCGGCACUUCCCGCUCUGCCAUGAUGUUACCUCUCUUUCUAUCUCCUCUGAAUUCCUCUACAAGAUUCUCCAAUACGCGUCACCUUCUCCAGAGAUCCAAUGCUAAUGCUCUACCUAACGCUCGCAUGCGACUCCACGAUGAUCUCCUUAUCAACGGGUAUUAUACAACGAGGUUAUGGAUCGGGACGCCGCCUCAGAGAUUUGCGCUUAUUGUUGAUACCGGCAGUACUGUUACUUAUGUACCCUGUUCUUCUUGUGAGCGGUGCGGCAGGCACCAGGAUCCAAAGUUUCAACCAGAUUUGUCAAGCACUUACCAACCUUUAAAGUGUAAUAUAGAUUGCAAUUGCGAUGAUGAAAAGGAACAAUGUGUUUAUGAGAGGCAAUAUGCUGAAAUGAGUACUAGCAGUGGCGUUCUUGGUGAGGACAUCCUAUCCUUUGGCAGUCUAAGUGAACUUGCUCCUCAGCGUGCUGUUUUUGGCUGUGAAAAUAUGGAAACUGGUGACCUAUACAGUCAGCAUGCUGAUGGCAUAAUGGGAUUGGGUCGUGGUGAUCUUAGCAUUGUGGAUCAACUUGUUGAUAAAGGUGUAAUUAAUGAUUCAUUCUCAUUAUGUUAUGGUGGAAUGGAUAUUGGUGGAGGUGCGAUGGUAUUUGGUGAUAUAUCUCCCCCUUCAGACAUGGUUUUUAGCCAGUCUGACCCAGUGCGCAGUCCAUAUUACAACAUUGAUCUGAAGGAGAUACAUGUUGCGGGAAAGCCAUUGCUUCUAAACCCUAGAGUGUUUGAUGGGAAACAUGGAACUGUCCUGGAUAGUGGUACAACAUAUGCUUACCUACCUGAAGCAGCAUUCAUGGCAUUUAAGGAUGCUAUUACAAAGGAGCUUGGUUCCUUAAAGCCCAUCCGCGGCCCUGAUCCAAACUAUAAUGAUAUUUGCUUUUCUGGUGCUGCAAGAUGGGCUGUAUUCCCUUCAGGAUCUGAUGAAUGCAUUUCUAAUGCCACUGCUCUUAGUAUAAUUGCCCGUGUUGCUGAACAUCGCUUGCGACUUCCUGAUACAUUUGGAAGUUAUUAUUCGAUUAACUGGAACAUCAAGGCUGCAAAACGGACAUGGUGGCAGCAACAUUUUUUAUUGGUGGCUUUAGCCAUUGUUGUUACAUUUGUUUUCGGAUUAUCAGCUCUUGGAAUAUGGUUUAUUUGGAAACACAGACAACAAACAUUGAAUGCAUACAAACCAGUUGAUGCAGUAGUUCCUGAGCAAGAACUACAGCCAUUGUAG
Molecule: messenger RNA, 1365 nt
Organism: Dovyalis caffra
Lineage: Eukaryota; Viridiplantae; Streptophyta; Magnoliopsida; Malpighiales; Salicaceae
Source: the annotation of a GenBank genome assembly